Molecule: messenger RNA, 2301 nt
Organism: Exophiala viscosa
Lineage: Eukaryota; Fungi; Ascomycota; Eurotiomycetes; Chaetothyriales; Herpotrichiellaceae
Exons: 2
Coding region: 1-2301 (766 amino acids)
Cellular component (GO): cytoplasm
Molecular function (GO): protein binding
Source: RefSeq, a predicted model, not a curated record
AUGGACCAUUUGCAGACUGAGGAUGGACAUCACUUUAUUCGCUCUUUGGCGCAGUUCAUCCGCCAGCAUGAGAAGGCACUCGCAAACAGUUUGCAGCUGUCUGUGCACAGACGACAGUCUUCAUUAAAUCUCAAAUCUACGAGCCCUACCGCCGUAACCUCUGGGAUCACAACAUCUAGCACGAACACGUCCUCCAGCGCGUUGGCUGCAGCAUUUUCUCUCGCAGGUCUGCAUUUCAGGUCGCAUGCUGCAAAAGCCGCCCUCCUGACACUGACCCCUCACCACCUAUUCUACCUCCUUUCCCGAAUGGAAGAGCUGGACAUAACCGUUGGGCCGAUGAGCAUUCGCCUGGAGAACCUUAAUACCGACCCGUCACCCGCAAAUUAUGUGUCCUUCCUCCAGUCACAUAAACCAGCCAAGGGGCGUAGCGAUAAAGACUCCAUUCACUCCGUCUCCAGCAUGCGCAGUGUAAUGUCAGGGAUGAGUAGCUUUUGGUCGACCAUUGGUCUUGGAGGCGGCACUUCAAAAACCGAAAAGGCAAAGGCACUCACUGAGGCCGACUUGACCUACCUCUACUCUGCUUUCACCAAAUUACCGUCGCUAAGACUGACGGCCGAUCAUCGAGCCAGGCUCAUACAAGGAUACGAGGAGUUUCCGUUUGAUACCGCCGUGCCACUAUUCGCUUUCAAAAACCUCCAACAGCUGGAUAUCGUGGAUAUUGACUUUCGUCAGUUCUAUGGCUGGGACAGACUAGCGGAGCAGCUCACCCUGCUCACAGUCAAACGAGCCAACCUGGACGAUCCUGCAGAAUUACUCACCAAUAUCAUCCUCGAUGACGCCGAAAAGAGGCGAAGACGGACAACCAAAGGUGCACGUGGCUCACCCACGUUAACGGGAUCGUGGACUGUCCCCUCCACUCCACGUGCUGGUUAUACGCAGUCACAUUCUGACCCAGGCUCUCCAGCCGAAGGAAGCCUGGACCACGAGGACUUCCUGCCCAAAGACAAGUACGUUUCCGGUAGCGUUUCGCCGAAAAGGCCUACACCGUCUCGCCCUACGAGCUCAUAUAAGCACGUACGCUCCCAUUCUUCCAAACCCAAAAGGUCGGGCUCUGGCAGUUCGAAUUCGAGUGACUAUGCGAUCCAGCCACAUCGUAGUGACAGUUCUUCCAGUUUACUCAGCUUGAAUAUACUACCCUCGACCAAGUGGCAGAGGCUGAAAUAUCUGUCGCUGGCUGACAACUCACUUACCACGAUAUCGGCCAAGAGUCUGGCUCCAGUCGCAACUACACUGCGAUCUCUUAAUCUGUCGUCGAAUCUUUUCACCGAGAUCCCGGACAGCCUUGCGUCUUUGACCCGACUUGUAUCCCUUGACCUGUCGAAUUGUAUGAUUGCUUCUCUGCAGUCACUUUCGAAGUUUCCUCUCCCAGCUGUCCUCACAGUUAAUCUGAAAGCAAACCGGCUGCGGUCACUCGCAGGCGUUGAGAAGCUCCUCUCUCUGGAACAACUCAACAUCCAGGACAACCAGCUUUCCGAUCCCAUGGAGAUGGCAAGGCUCACCUGUAUUCCAAACUUGAAGCGCAUCUGGGUCAAGCGCAACCCAUUUACGAAGACUUCGUCUGACUAUCGUGUACUCACCUUCAACCUGUUCAGGAAGACUCCAGGCUACGUUGACGAUGUGAUCAUCGAUGAAGCCGGGCCUGGCUUUACCGAGCGCAAGCAGCUGAUCGAUCGAGUUCCCGAAGUCGAAACCCGGAUGGCCCCACCUUCAAUUCGCAUUGUCGAGUCUCCGGUCAUUGUGCAGCAGACCGAGCCAUCCGAAUCGGAUCCAUCCCAGCAGGGUGAAGACCUCGUGACCACGACGCGCCGCAAAAGGGCCGCCCGCAGACGCAUCGUUGAUUUGGCCAAGGAACAAACUUUUGGCCGUGUUCCGGACGAGGACAUUGCGGCCACCAUUCCAUUGGAGUCCAAUUCGAUGGAUCAGCAAACAAUGCCAGUGGAAGACCGAUCGCCUGUACCAGCAUCGAAUCUGGGUUCAAGCCAGGAGGAUGAUUUGUAUGAUGGCUCCACCCAAGCCGCGUCCGUCGAUUCCAGUGACCAAGCGGCCCAGGAGGAUGACUACCGAGCCAAAGUCGAAGCUUUGCGACAAGAGUUUGGAAGUAAUUGGCUCAGUGUCCUGGGAGACCAGAAUUGGCACAACAGCCAUCACAUGGAGUUGACACAGGGACAGGACUUGGGACGUCAUUCCUUACAUCGUUCUGGUCAACCAGUUAUUGUCAGUGGUGGGCGAACUUUGGGCUGA